AUUUAAAACAGCUCUCCCGAUUAUCGUUAAAGUUUCCCUUCCUGUUUAGUGAAAUAUUAGAGCUGCAGUUCCUGGUUCUGACCACUUGAGGAACCUACCUGUUCCCUCUACUGGGGUCCUGUCACAUGGGACGGCAGAGACAGAUUGAAAACAGACGCUCUCUCUGAGUCAAGACCAAGGUUUCCACUCGCCUGAAGAAGAAGAAGAAGAAGAAGAAGAGAAUUGCAGGUCCUUGACAGCUGCCAAUCACCUGAUGUGGACCAAUCAGGAGAAAGGACACAACAUGGAGGCAUGACAGACAGGUGAGACAGGUGGAGGUUCAGCAGCCACGAUGGCGUCCACCAAAAGACUAACAAGACUUUUGAACCUGCUGCACUUCCUGUUGGGUGUGUUCAUGGUUCCAGCCUUCUUGUCUCUGGAGCUGCUUCCUUCAGCCAAUCGAGUUCUACUCAACAACAGCUCCAACUACAGCGUGGUGUGUUCUGGGUGGAGUCAGGUGACCUGGCUGUUACCGGGGCAGUCUGAUGGGGGCGGGGUUGCUGUGGAGAACCUGGGGUCAAGCAGCAUCCUGCGGCUCCUGAAUGCCUCCUGGACGGAUUCAGGUAGAUACACAUGUGAGGAGGCAGGGUCUCCUGAGAGGAGACAGGUGGACGUAUUCAUACCUGGCACAGGACCGGAGGAAUGGUUUGUCCCACGGGACACGGGCGUAGUGAUGAAGCUGGGGGUGGAGGACACCAUCCCCUGUGUGGUCUCCGACCCCCGGCUCAGCGUCUCGCUAUACGAGCGUCCCGGCAGGACCCCCAUCACCACGGCAACAUAUGAGCCGGGGCGGGGCUUCACCGGGAAACUCAACGACACAUCAUACAUCUGCUCCGCCACCAGGGGUGGGCUGGAGACAGAGAGCCAGGUGUACUACGUUUUCAGCAUCGUAGUCCCUCAGCAGGUGGAGGUGUUGCUGUCUGUCUCCCACUCGGUGGUGAAGGUGGGUGAGUCUCUGAUGGUGAACUGCACCGUGAGAGACAUCGACAUGGUCUUCUUCACCUGGGACUUCCCCCGCAGACAGGAGGUGGAGCCUCUGACUGACUUCCUGCCCAAUCAGAUCCGCUCCUUUGUUAACAUCUCUGCAGCAACAGUGGAAGAUUCAGGUGUGUAUGUGUGUGAGGUUCAGGAGACGUUGCACGGACGAACUGCAAAGAAGAACGUCACCAUUACAGUGCUAGAGCGGGGGUACGUGCUGCUGUGGCCCUCAGGUGAGACUCACCUGUCGACCCUCCUGCAUCACACGGUGACGCUCCGUGUGGAGGCCGACGCCCACCCCCCCCCCACUGUACUGUGGACCAAAGACAACAACACUGUCGCCAAGGAAACCAACGCAGUCACCACCACACACCUGACAGGAAGCAGGUAUGUGAGCACGCUGAUGCUGGUUCGAGUCCGACUGGAUCAGACAGGAAGUUACACGGCGAGUGUUUCCAACGAAGACGAAGUAGAGGAGGUUGUCUUCAACCUGGAGGUCAAAGGUCAGACAGAGAGACAGUUAGUUUACCUGUGUGUGUGUGUAUAUGUGUUUACCUGUGUGUAUGUGUGUGUGUGUGUGUGUGUGUGUGUGUGUGUGUGUGUGUGUGCAGCACCCCCCAGGAUAACUUGUCUGGUGGAGGCCAGUAGUAAGGAGAUGCUGUGUGUCACUGAGGGUGCUCCGCCCCCCAACAUCACCUGGUACACCUGUCACAGCUCACAAAGGUGCAGUAACGUGACUGGCGGCUGGUGGAGCCAAUCAGCAGUCUCCCAGGGCAACGUCACCGAGGAGAGAGGCAUCACCACGGUGCGCAGUGUGUUGAGUCUGCAGAGUCUCACCUCGGUGUCAGCUGUUCGCUGCGAGGCUCGAAACUCUGUAGGACGCCGGGCCAGAGACCGCAGCGUCCCCCCCACCUCUCUCCUGUCUCAGGUCCUGGUGCUGGCAGCAGUUCUGGUUCUGGUCCUCAUUGCUGUCUUCUUCUUCAUCAUCCUCAUCGUCCUCUGGAGAAAAAAACCGCGGUACCAGGUCUGCUGGAAGCUCAUCGAGUCCGUGAGUCCGGACGGACUGCGGCACCGCUUCCUGGACCCCCAACAGCUGCCCUACCACUGCAGCUGGGAAAUCCCCCGGGACAACGUGGUACUUGGUCAGGUGUUGGGUUCAGGCGCCUUCGGUUGUGUUGUUGAGGCGAGCAUUUCUGACCUGAUUCACUGUCAUUCUACGACUAAAGUGGCCGUCAAGAUGGUGGAGCGGCGCAGUGGGGUCCAGUCUCUGAUGUCGGAGCUGAAGGUCCUGGUUCACCUCGGUCCUCACCUGAACGUGGUCAACCUGCUAGGGGCGUGCACGAGAGGAGGACCUGUCUAUCUGAUCACUGAGUUUGGUCAUCAUGGAGACCUGGAGAACUUCCUGCAAAGGAACAAACACACCUUCCUGCAGAGCGACACACACACCAAGAGUGACGGGGGCUACAUGGAUAUGAUCUCAGAGAGUGCUGAGUACAUCGCCAUGAAGGAGCUCAGCCAAGCCCACAUCCCCCCCGCGGUGUACGAGGAGCCGUUCACACCGGCAGGACAGCAGGAGGCACUGUCUCCCCCCCUCAGCGACUCCCCACUCCUCAGCGUCAGCGACCUCCUCGGCUUCUCCUUCCAGAUCGCCCAGGCCAUGGACUUCCUGUCCUCCAGAAAUUGCAUCCACAGCGACCUGGCAGCCAGGAACAUUCUGGUCUGCGAGGGUAAGCUGCUGAAGGUCUGUGAUUUCGGUCUGGCCAGAGAUCUGAUGAAGGACCAGGACUACAUCGCCAGAGGAAGCAGCUUCCUGCCUGUGAAGUGGAUGCCUCCGGAGAGCAUCUUCCAGAACAUCUACAGCUGCCAGAGCGACGUCUGGUCCUACGGGAUCCUGCUGUGGGAGGUCUUCUCUCUGGGAGCCAGGCCGUAUCCCGAUCUGCCGAUGACUCGGGAGUUUUACUCGGCUCUGAAGCGGGGCUACAGGAUGAGCCGACCCGACCACGCUCCUCUCAACAUGUACGACCUGAUGAAGAUGUGCUGGGCGGAGAGUCCUAAAUCCAGACCCUCCUUUUCCUCGCUGGUGGUUUCUGUGGGGGACCUGCUGACUGAGGACUACAGGAAGCGUUACCUGCAGCUGACGGAGUACUUCCAGUCCGGAGAGAGUCCAGCUGUAGUCAGAUCCAGACGGAGUUCACCGGGCGCUGAUGGAGGAAGCCCCGCUGCUCAUGUGUUAGGGGCAGGGCCAGAGGAGGCAGGCUCCUCCCACACAACCUACAUCCUCCCCAUCACUGACGUCACCAUAGAAACCAGUGGGGGGGAAGUGCUGGACGCAGCCAGCCCUCAGCUGUCCAAGUCUCAGGACACACAUGAAGGGACUUCACCUGAGGACAGACAGGGGGUGACAUCAGCACCUGAGGACAGACCGGGGAUGACAACAGCUCUUGAGGAAGAGGAGAGCUGUCUGUGAUGCCUGAGCUGCCUUACAGUCAGGAUGGAGGGCUUCAUGAACCCAGGAUCCCCUGCCAGACCGCACUGAGGGAUGUAAAGCCUGUGUGUUUCACCCUCUGGUUAUGUCAGGCUGCCUAACCUAAAGGCCCUGAGCAGCACUAAUGUCUGUGAAGAGAUCAUGUGAUCUGUGUGUCCUAUCACCUGUGUGCUUCAAAGUGCUUCUAGACGUCUGGAAUAAAAUGUAUUGAAGUCUAAAAACUU
This is a messenger RNA of Eleginops maclovinus (Patagonian blennie), 3726 nucleotides long. Its product is annotated as platelet-derived growth factor receptor beta-like. Gene Ontology annotation, molecular function: growth factor binding; ATP binding; transmembrane receptor protein tyrosine kinase activity. Bases 332 to 3484 code for a protein of 1050 amino acids. The record is from RefSeq and is a predicted model, not a curated record. The transcript is spliced from 28 exons. Gene Ontology annotation, biological process: cell surface receptor protein tyrosine kinase signaling pathway; positive regulation of kinase activity; protein phosphorylation. Gene Ontology annotation, cellular component: signaling receptor complex; plasma membrane. Lineage: Eukaryota; Metazoa; Chordata; Actinopteri; Perciformes; Eleginopidae.